Molecule: messenger RNA, 1584 nt
Organism: Fonsecaea erecta
Lineage: Eukaryota; Fungi; Ascomycota; Eurotiomycetes; Chaetothyriales; Herpotrichiellaceae
Product: chaperone DnaJ
Exons: 2
Coding region: 1-1584 (527 amino acids)
Biological process (GO): response to heat; protein refolding
Cellular component (GO): cytoplasm
Molecular function (GO): heat shock protein binding; ATP binding
Source: RefSeq, a predicted model, not a curated record
AUGCGGACGAUUCUGAGGACGGUUCAACGUCCUCAACAACGGAACAACUUUGUUCGCAGAGCUCAGACGAGGAGAUUCUACGACUCCGCCGCUUCGAAACGACCGUUAUUACAACGAACCUCAUCAAUAUAUUCCCGAUCGCAGGCAAACCAAGUCCGACCUUUCUCCGCGACCUCAACUUUCCAAGCGAUGAAAGAUCCUUAUGCGACUUUGGGGGUUGGAAAGAGUGCCACCGCAUCCGAGAUCAAGAAGGCAUAUUACGCUCUAGCGAAGAAAUAUCACCCAGAUACGAACAAAGACCCCAGCGCAAAGGAAAAAUUUACAGAUGCCCAGUCUGCAUACGAGUUGCUCAACGAUCCCCAGAAGAAGGCUACAUAUGACCAAUAUGGAGCAGCGGCUUUUGACCAAGGUGCUGGAUUCCAUCCAGGCGCUGCGGGCGAGCAUCCAUUUUCCGGGGCCGCCGGAGGAAACCCUUUCGCGGGAUUUGGCGGAGGCUUUGGGGCGGAGUUCAACUUUGAGGAUCUUUUUGGCGCAUUCACUGGUGGCCGUCGCGGGCGAAGGAGUGGUGGGCCUUUCCAAGAAGAGAUUUUGGUUGGCGAGAACAUCGAAGUUCAGACGAAUAUAUCUUUCAUGGACGCUGCAAAGGGUGUCUCCAAGAACAUCACCAUCACACCUCUAGUGCAAUGCGGCACUUGCAAAGGUGACGGAUUGAAACCAGGGUCUUCAAGACAGCAGUGCAAACGCUGUAAUGGGACUGGCACUAGGGUCCAUGUCAUGCAGGCCGGGUUCCAAAUGGCAUCUUCUUGUGAUGCUUGCAGUGGAACCGGAGUGGUCAUACCGAGAGGCUCCGAAUGCAACACAUGUGCUGGUAAUGGCGUGGUCCGCAAGAGGGAAACUGUCGAGGUUGAUAUUCCAGGCGGGGUGGAGGAUGGAAUGAGACUACGAGUGGCUGGUGCUGGUGACUACCCGCCAACGGGAAUGUCAGCAAAUCCCAAAGCUCGAACCCAGCGUGGAGAUCUGUACGUUUUCAUUCGAGUAGCGCCAGAUGCCAGGUUCAGCCGGAACGGAGCCGAUAUCCUCCACACAGCCUCAAUACCUUUGACAACAGCGCUGCUCGGAGGAGAAGUGGUCGUCCCGACACUCGAUGGAGAGGUCAAAGUGAGAGUUGCAACGGGGACAUCUACAAACGACAGGAUCACACUACCCGGCAUGGGUAUGAAGAGGCUGGGUGGACGUGGUGCUGGUUCUUCUGGCGACCUCAGGGUGGAGUUCAAAGUUCAGAUGCCCAAAUAUUUGACGGCCAACCAGCGGACAAUCGUCGAGAUGCUGGCUGAUGAGAUGGGCGACAAGACGGCGAAAAGAAUCAUGAACUUGGAUAAGUUCAAGCAGGAGCCUGCCAAAGAUACCAAAGCAUCGAAACCGUCCAACAAGGCCGCGGAUCACAAGAAUGAAGGAUUUCUGAAAUCCACCUGGCAUCGACUUACCCACCAACAUGACAAUCUCGAGGCGGACAAGCCAGGGAAAGAGAAAGAAGCAGAACCGCGCGACGAGGAUGAGCCAAAGAAGGCAUCCGGAUCCGGUUGA